CGUUAAAUUUCUUUGGAUAUAAUUUAAUAAAAACAACAACAACAACACAAAAACACGUUGUGCUACAUAAUUUUAGAUAAAAGCUUUGAAUUAUAUAAUGGAUAAAGAACUUUUAGAAAAAGAACUUGCCCCUUUUCUUAGUCCAAAUACUAAAGAGGAGCUAAAGACAAUAGCUGUAGAGAACGUGGUUGGUUUAACUGGAACAGAUGAGGGGCGUGAAUUUUUGAAGGGUAGCGAGAGACUUCUUGAAGGACUUGUGUCAUUGACAGAGGACAAAAGAACAGACAUUCGGGAAAGUGUGUUUAAGGCAUUGAUUAAUCUAGCUAGUGAGGAAUCCACAUGCUUGAAGAUUCUGAAUUUAGAAAAGUAUGAAAAUAAGGUUAUUGAGUGGAUAAAAAGUGCUUUAAACCCUUCUUGUAAAUAUGCGGAUAAUAUUUGUAAGUUGUUAUCAAAUUUGACACGGCCAGAGAAAUGUGCAAAUUUUGUAUCAAAACAGGUUCUAGAGAAUGAAGACAUCGGUAUUGAAAAGAUUGUGCGAGUUUUGUGUAAUAUAGUUCAUAAUGACAACGCAGAUUUGCACUAUUUGGGUGCUGUCUUGUCAAAUUUAUCCCAGGUAAGGGAGGUAAGAAGUAAAAUAAUGGAUAAAGAGCAAUGUAUUAUACAGAGGUUACUGCCCUUUACAGAAUUCAAACAGUCUUCUAUUAGAAGAGGAGGUGUAAUUGGAACUUUAAAAAAUUGCUGCUUUGAUACAGAGUGCCAUGAAUGGUUGCUAGGUGACCAAGUAGAUAUAUUGCCACGGUUGUUGUUGCCCCUGGCUGGACCAGAGGAAUUUGAUGAUGAUGAUAUGGACCGGUUACCAGACGAGCUCCAGUAUCUACCCUCGGAUAAAACAAGGGAACCAGAAGCUCAUAUCCGGAAAAUGUUGUCAGAGGCCAUUUUACAACUGUGUGCUACAAAAAGUGGGAAGAAGUUUGUGAAGGACAAAAACACAUAUGUGAUUAUGAGGGAGUACUAUGCCUGGGAGAGGAAAAUAGAUCCAUUAAAUGAAAUAGCUGCAAUGAAUUUGAUUGACAUAUUAAUAGGUGAUGAGCCAACGGGAGACUUUGGAGAGAAUCUUAAGGAAGUAGAUAUACCAGAGGAUAUCAAAGAGGACUUUAUAAAACAAGACGAGAAAGAUAUAGAACUUGCAGAAAAAGAAAGAUUAGAACAAUUAGCUGAGAAUCCGGCAACGUGAAAUUCCUUAUUGUUUCAAGAAUUUGGACAAUCUAACUAUCUUUUAUUUAUAUUUUUAACUCUAUAUUAUCAGCACAACUCUAUUACCAACAUACUCUCAGUAUUUUGUCAUAUGCGAUCAUGCAUACGGUGAGGUAAAAAAUCUUUGACCACAUUCAUUAAAAAUGUAAUGAUCAUUUGAAUUUGUACUGCUUCACACAAAAUAUUGAUUAUUAAAUUCAUCAUUGAAAUUCAGUGCAGACAUAUAGGAAAAAGUAAAACAUGCCAAUAAUAUGGAGUCCCUUGCUACAUUCAGCAAUUCCUUCAUCUUAUUUUGUAUAUUUAAUAUCAUUGCAAGGAAUAUAGAUAAUUAGUUUGUCCUUAACUUACAUGUGGCUAUUUCGUCAUUUCUAGUAAAAUAUAUAAUUUUACCGAAUUUAAAGAAUCAGUGACCAACUAGCUAAAGUCAUUGAUUGAUUUGAGUAACUUGCCCCUCUCAGGUUUGAGUCCUCUUGCAAUGUGAGUAAGCUCCAGUAUAAGAAGAAAAAGGGGAGUAGUUUUAACCAGGUGCUGGCUUUUGUUGGAAAAUUCUAUUCAGGGAGACAUUUAUGCAGUAACAUAACAAUCUUUAUUUCUCUCAAUACAUGUAAGCAUUCAUAUAUGAGGAAUUUACAAUAUAUAUUUACGCAACUUGAGAAAUUCAGACUUGUUUUUAGUACACAUGAUAUUUUCUAGUUUACAAAAGUUUGGUUGUUGAUGAUCGACGUUUUUCAAAAAGCGUUUUCUUUCUUCAAUAAAUUGACAACAUUCAAAUAAAUAAUGAAAUUUGUUGCCAAUUUUGUUUUGACAAUUAGCACUAAAUCUAUUGUUAAUUGGAGUACUAGACCAAUUACCAGUUUCUAUUGGAAAUCAAUAAUUUCUUCUCAAUUUUAUAAAAACGUGCAAUAGUGAACUAUCUAAAUUUGCCA
Messenger RNA from Ruditapes philippinarum (Manila clam), 2180 nucleotides. Its product is annotated as protein HGH1 homolog. Lineage: Eukaryota; Metazoa; Mollusca; Bivalvia; Venerida; Veneridae. The record is from RefSeq and is a predicted model, not a curated record. The coding region runs from base 98 to 1234 and encodes 378 amino acids. The transcript has 5 exons.